Seminavis robusta is the source of this 2581-nucleotide messenger RNA. NCBI's taxonomy places the organism in Eukaryota, Bacillariophyta, Bacillariophyceae, Naviculales, Naviculaceae. The record is from the annotation of a GenBank genome assembly.
AUGGAUUGCAAAGGACGACGAGUAGUUGGCCAACUAAAGCAGGACGAGGAGAAAGAGGAGGAUGAGUUUGACUUGUUGGAGUUUGUAGCGGAGCGAUGCCGCGAUGCUGCGGAGGUCGAGCGCACAGUUGAAGCAGCCAUGAGCAAAGACUGUGCUAGAAGUAGCGGUACCGCUAGUAGUUGUUGUACCGCUAGCCAAGACGACAAGCCAGAGCCAAACGUACCCCAAGACGAGGCUGACGAGACGGACAAGACGGACAAGACGGACAAGCCGGAGCAAGAGAAGGACCUCGAAGGACCUGCAGCAGAUGAGCCGUCGCCUCCGGCAAGGACUCAGUCACUUCCGGGAGCCUACGCAGCAGUGCCGGGCACCGAGCUGCAACGACGAGCCACUACCGUGAGCUUUGCCCUGGUGGGAGCAGCUCCUUGUUCGUCCAUGUCCUUGGAAUGCUGGUCCACAGAUGGCAAUAGUAUGGACGACAACGACGCAUGCUAUCCACGACGACGACACGACGAGCAGCUAGAUGACAGUACCAGUCUCACCACACGAGUGCUAGACUUGGAAGAUCCUCCUCAUGAUGCUGAUGAUGACACAAGAAAGAACCGUGGCUUGGUGGAGGCAAGGUUGGUGGUACCCGACCGCGAUCUACCGCAGGCUGAAGAUUGUAGUGAACUUUGGGAGCAGAGUAGUAGAUCUAGAGGACACGACAGAAAGGAGCAAGAAGACACCAAGCUAGUCAAGACGGUCCUUCUCAUGGGCGCCCUCGUUCUGCUGGCGGUCUCAAUGGUCUUGGUAGCGGUUUUGGUGCCCACGCAUGACACUGAAGAAACUUUGAGUCAGACACUGUCUCCAUCAGCAGCAUCCUCCAUGGCUCCAUCCUUCCUGUCACUCGAAGACCGUGUCAAGUCUCUGUUCGAAGAAGAAACCCUAGUGGCUCUAGAAGACCCAGACUCCCCUCAGUCCAUGGCAUUCCAAUGGCUCCUGCAAGACACAGAACGACUCCCCUCCUACUCCGAUGAUCGCAUCAUUCAAAAGUUUGCCCUGGCCACAUUCUACUAUGCUACCCAUGGAGACCAUUGGAACACCAAUACCCAUUGGCUCAACCACAGUGCCCACGAAUGUGACUGGUUCCACCAACCAGACUUUGGCAAAAAAGCUACAACGGCACAAAUGCUUCCCGGCUAUUUGGAUGGAUUCCUCGAACCACCACCACCAACCGUAUGCAACGACAAAGGGUUGUAUCAACACGUCUGGCUGGAUCAAAACGAACUCGCGGGCUCUCUACCAGAUGAGUUUUUUUUGUUGACAUCUCUCAAGACUGUCUCCUUGAGUAGCAAUGCCAUCAAGGGAAGUAUUCCGGCGACUCGUCUUGGAAAAUUGACCGCGUUGGAAGGACUGGCAUUGGGACAGCUUCCUCCCAAAGGAACCAUACCGACACAACUGGGACUACUAUCCAAUUUGAAGGUGCUCUUUUUGGCCAAAUCGCAACUGGAGGGAUCCAUUCCAACCGAACUCUGGACGCUCACCAAUUUGAUGCAUGUUGUCUUGAAUGACAAUCCAGAGUUGACGGGAACACUGCCGGCAGAGAUGGAGAAGUUUUCCCACUUGAAAUGGCUCAUUAUCGAUCAGUGCAGUCUAUCUGGCACUCUCCCCAGUGAACUGGGACAACUUCCGUCGCUGGAGUGGCUUGUACUGUCGGACAAUCAGUUCUCCGGAACCAUCCCGACAGAGACUGGCAGAAUGGCAUCCCUCAGUUGGUUUGUGCUAGACCAAAAUAGAUUCGCAGGGCAUCUACCAAGUGAAGUGGGGAUACUACCACAACUAAUGGGGCUCUCCUUCUGUGACAACUCCAUGGAAGGGAACCUCCCGAGUGAACUAGGGCAUGCUUCUAUGCUCUAUGCUCUUUCAAUCUGCAAUAACCAAAUCACUGGACCACUACCAAGCGAGCUUGGGUUGCUCACAGGAUUGGGAGUUGCCUUAAAUGCCAGAGGCAAUCAGCUGUCACAUUCCAUCCCUACAGAGCUUGGGUUGCUAUCAAGGCUAAUUGACCUGGAUCUAUCCAGCAAUCAGUUCACUGGCCGGAUUCCCGGUGAAUUGGGCGAGCUAUCCUCCAUUGGCCACCUGGGCCUUGCUGAAAACUACUUAUCGGGAACUGUCCCCGUGGAGCUAUCACUCCGGCAACAAUCUCUGCAUACACUGGAAUUGGAGGGGAACGCACUCCUAUCUGGAACUCUGCCAGUAGGCAUCUGCAACAUUAGUGGGACAUGUGUGAACAGUCCUUUGGGCGACAACUGUGGAGAAUCUCGCGGGCUGUUAUUCGAUUGUACCGACUUGCUGUGCGGUUGUGGCUGCUCUUGUAACAAGCAGGAAGAACACUCCAGCCAACAAAACUCGACUGCCGUCGACGGAAUCCCUCACAAUUAAUGGAGCUAUUUAUGAAUGGUGUGGCUAUCAAAUUCCCUCUAGCCUCAGUGGAUGCCAUGACGAGCGUGUGUCCGCAUACCUGGUAACAGACCUGCUAGCAAUACAGAGGAGCAACCACCGUAUACGACAACAGAGAAACCUGCAAAUAGACAGCUUC